GCCUGCCAGCCAUAUUUUACACGAGGGAAGCGAUUCGCCCACUCCCCAAACCACGACGACUAUAGUUAGCAAACGGUCAAGAAGAGAGAAGGUUAGCUGUCUUUACCUACCGAUAGGUGCUAUUAGGACACGCCAGACUUGUAGAACGAGCGCUAUUAAAUCCAAAAAACUUUUUCGUCUCCGACAGAAGCUCCCCGCGACUCUAGGUGGCACGCGAAUCUAAGCAGCCAGUCGAUCCGCAUACGAGCCGAAAACCCUCGGCUGUGGAACCUCCACCAGGAGCGGCCCUUACCUUUGCUUUCUGGACAAAGCAACUGGUGCUGAUUCAAGGCCGACCCCUUCGACAAAAUGUCUUUGAAGCAGGAAAUAGAGACGUGGGUAGCGGCCCUCGGCCGGUACGAUAACAAUGAAUUCGAGGAGGCGUUGAAGGAGUUCGAGAAUAUCUCAGAUACGUCGAAGAUUUUGUUUAACAUGGGUGUCAUCCAUGCAACUCUCGGUGAACAUGAGAGGGCUGUCGAGCUCUACCAGAAGGCUAUCCGUCUGGACCAGUACCUCGCCGUAGCAUACUUCCAGCAGGGUGUCUCGAACUUCCUACUGGGUGACUUUGAAGAAGCCUUGGCAAAUUUCAACGAUACGCUGUUGUAUCUGCGAGGCAACACGAUGAUCGACUACGCGCAAUUGGGUCUGCUGUUUAAGCUGUAUUCCUGCGAGGUGUUGUUCAACCGAGGUCUUUGCUACAUCUACUUGCAGCAGAAGGAGGCGGGCCUACAGGACCUAAACUACGCGGUGAAGGAAAAGGUUGUUGAGGAUCAUAACGUUAUCGACGAGGCCAUCAGGGAAGAAGCUGAGGGCUACACGGUGUUCUCCAUCCCCGUCGGGGUUGUCUAUCGUCCCAACGAGGCCAAGGUGCGGAACUUGAAGACCAAGGAUUAUCUAGGCAAGGCGCGCCUAGUCGCUGCUUCAGACAGGGCCAAUGCUUUCACGGGCUUCGCCGGAUCGGAGAUCAAGAAUGCGGGAAGGACCAACGAGAAGGACGACCGCCCGACCGACAAUAUCUCAUUUGCUGCCACAAACCUCGUCAAGCCUGGAUUGCAGAGUAGGAGACAGCAAUCGGAACCCCCCACUGGGCGUAACGCAUUCCCCCCGACGCCACCCCCCGAGAACGACAAGCCUGUUGGUGCGAUGAGUCGCGCCGCCUCAGUUCGCAACGGGCCCAAGCCGAUGCCGGCCAGGCUGAACAUCCCCGAGCCAUCGAAGAGCACCCGCUAUGAUAAGAUGAGCUCCCCGCAGAGCGAGCGCAAGGCGCCUUCGAGAGCCAUGUCCGAAGCGAGAUCUCCGCCUCAACGAGCCUACUCGAGGAGCGAGGGCAGGUCUCGACGUUCCAGGAAUGAGGAUGAAGGAUACCCCGACGAUGUCUACGAUAUGUAUAAUGGCGGGGGCAAGCCGCCAGGGCAGGGCCGACGAGCUCAGCAGAAGUACAUCGAGGAGGAAGAGGAGGGUAGUGACUACGAUUCCUUCGACGAAGGCGACUUCGAGAUGGUCUCGAACCGGCGCCCGGGGACAUCUUCCGUCUCUGGCUCGAUGCGAGGCGGGUCGAGGAGGCCUGAGGUUCGCAAGGUGCGCGUCAAGGUGCACUCGGAGGACGUUCGAUACAUCAUGGUCAGCACUACCGUGGAAUUCGCCGACCUGGUAGACCGAAUUCGCGACAAGUUCGCCCUGCGACAGCGCUUCAAGCUCAAGGUGCGGGACGAAGAUGCGCCGCAGUCGGAUAUGAUCACCAUGGGAGACCAGGACGAUCUCGACAUGGUGAUGAUGAGUGUGAAGUCUUUGGCACGGAAACAAAGACAGGAUAUUGGCAAGAUGGAAAUAUGGGUCCAAGAAGUCUAAGCUUUUUCUUUCCUUCGUGCGCAGCAACUACGAUUACCACGAUACCCAAGCAUUGCGAUCUCUGAGAAACUUCAUACGAUGUAAUGAAGAAGUCUGGCUGGCUUCGCUCCUCGUUUACUACUUAUUUCAUCCUAUCUCCCUUCCACGAAACAACUCCUAUUUAGCUCUAUACAUUCAUAUUCGCUCCUAGUUUCUUGCAUAUCCAUCGU
Durotheca rogersii is the source of this 2096-nucleotide messenger RNA. RefSeq names its product tetratricopeptide. Gene Ontology annotation, molecular function: protein binding. Lineage: Eukaryota; Fungi; Ascomycota; Sordariomycetes; Xylariales; Xylariaceae. Bases 349 to 1887 code for a protein of 512 amino acids. The record is from RefSeq and is a predicted model, not a curated record. The transcript is spliced from 5 exons.